AUGUAUCGGAAGUUGUCUAAGUUAGAACACUCGGAAAUAAAACAACUUCUUACAGAAGCUAACAUAGAUGUUGCAAAACAUUACGCAACAAACAAAAAAGCACUCGCUGACAUCCUCAAUGACUAUAAUGGUGCAAUAAGUUAUGAUAGAAUUCAUGAGUUCAUAAAGCCGCAACGCGGCGAGGACGAAGUCCAUGCAAGAGCAUUUCCUUUAAAUGACAUUGCUAUUGACUUAUAUCAUAGACGUUCAGUACCUCAUGAAGUAAGGCGUGAAAUGUUUGACAUAACAAAUGCAAACGUUGGUGAAACAAGAAGAGCUGUACCACAUGAAGUAAGAAGAGAAAUGUUUGACAUAACAAAUGCAAACGUUGGUGAAACAAGAAGAAGAGACGACACACUGAAACAACAGAGAAGAGAGAUGUUUAAGAGCGCUAUAGAACAAGUUCGCAAAGCUAACGAUGUCAUGGAAUGA
Trichomonas vaginalis G3 is the source of this 471-nucleotide messenger RNA. RefSeq names its product organellar and viral DNA polymerase type B. NCBI's taxonomy places the organism in Eukaryota, Parabasalia, Trichomonadida, Trichomonadidae. The record is from RefSeq and is a predicted model, not a curated record. The transcript has a single exon. The coding region runs from base 1 to 471 and encodes 156 amino acids.